Ceraceosorus bombacis is the source of this 1106-nucleotide messenger RNA. The record is from the annotation of a GenBank genome assembly. NCBI's taxonomy places the organism in Eukaryota, Fungi, Basidiomycota, Exobasidiomycetes, Ceraceosorales, Ceraceosoraceae.
AUGUCGGCAGGACCUCAGAUGAUUACGCUGGAGCAAGCGACGUGGGCAUUCAUCGAUGCCGCACCUCGCAAGCACACUGCUCCAUGGGGCGUCCGCUUCGUCAAGGCGGCCAUGGCAGGUGUUCUGCUCUCUCUAGGAGGAACGCUGGUGCAAGUGCUCAGUGCAGAUCCUUGGCUCACCACCAACGCUCCCGGUCUGCUCAAGCUCAUCCAAGCCAGCUACUUUCCAAUCGGUCUCGUCAUGAUUGUCUUGCUGCAAGCUGAUCUCGUCACGGGUGAAUAGGACUGACGCAGCGCACACAAUUUGCCAUGUUGCCACAGAUCAGCACUUUCUGAUCCGCUGCUCCGCAACCCCUUCGCAGGAAACAUGGCUAUCUUCAUUGCCGGAACCGUGAAGCGCAAGGUUCCAAUUUGGGCGUUCCUGGUGGAUUGGUCUCUAUGCUUCAUCGGCAACCUCAUCGGCGCACUGGUUUACGCAGUUUUCAUCGUACACUUUGGCACGCUCUACACUCCAGCCAUGUCGAUGGGAGCAGCCAACAUUGCGAAUGCGAAAGUAGUCAGCGUCAAUUUCAGAGAGGUCUUCCUUAGGGGUAUCGGCUGCAAUUAUGCGGUCGUCGCUGCCGUCUUCCUUGCUAGUUUGGGCAAAGACGUCAUCUCGAAGAUCGUCGCAAGCUACUUGCCCAUCCUUUUCUUCGUUGGCGCAGGUUACGAGGUGAGUCUGCAGUGCAACGUGAGGUCUUGAAGCGUAAUAGUUCUAAGGGCCUAUGUCUGUGGCUUGCUUCCUCGUAGCACGUCGUCGCCAACAUGUUCCUCGUCAUCGAAGGUCUCUUGACCAAAGAGUCCAACGCGACGGUCGGCCGCUACAUCUGGAAUUCCAUCAUUCCUUCCUUCCUCGGCAAUAUCCUAGGAGCCGCGUUCUUCAUCUUGCCCCUGGUCUACAUCCACGGUCGUGACGAGUUCAACCCUGCCAAUUUCGACUUGCCCACCACUUCUCAUGACGAGCGCGCCAAGAUCGGAGGCGGCAGUCCUGAUGGCACCUUUGCUGGACCUCAAGACCACAAUGAGCAGUGGAGAAAGGAUGUUGAGAAGACUGCUGCUGCGCAGUAG